AUGCCCCGCGACGCAGACUUCCUCAGCCUACACGAGCUGCUGGUAAAUGAUGGGUUUGUUUGCAAGCUUGCUUCCUUUCGGAAACUGGGGGAUCUCUAUAUCAGAAAUCAGAAUCUGCCCGAUUCUGACGACAGCCUGAUGCAACAAGCUGGCUUUAAAGAGAAAGCCUAUGGCAUGCUUCCGUCUUAUCUGCAGCCGAUCCCUAUUCAAUUCCAGACGGGACAGUACAACUAUACCAACACUGUGUGCAGCACCGCCUUGAAACUUUGUUCUGCCGCGCCGGACAAUUACAACAAGAUAUUCCAGGACAUGGAGGUAUUGAGGCAGGACCCCGACAACAACAGCCUUCAGGACAAGGUCCAGAACGAGAUCAACAAUCGAAAGUACAAGAUUAACAUUCUUAAAGACCAGGCGGACGCCUGGAGCUCGAAUCUCCGAGCUUACAGCCUGGAUGCAGAGGAUUGUGAGACCAAGGUGCAUCAACUGGCUGCCCCUUUCCAGGGAACGACCUUGGCAGACAUCUUGAAAGAUGAGAUAUCCGAUCCUGAGGACCUCCAGAUGGACCUUAAUACUCUGGAUUGGACUAAGAAUCUGCUUGAGGGUUUUGCCAUGAUUGAUGACUUGCAGGAUUCACUGCAGGAGGUACAGAAGAUGGCUGGAGGUGCAGGCCUUAUUGCAGACGAUAUAGCCGUGCUGCUGAAGUACAUCAAGGAUCACCUGGAUCCGGAUAAUAACCCUCUAGAUGGCCUGGUAGAAGCGACCCUUCUGCGAAAAUGGAAGAACCUGGAGAAAGACGGUAUGUCAAGGGCCCGAUAUACCAACUCUGUUUUCUUCAAUGAUUUCCUGGAUGCAUACAAAAAGUAA
Molecule: messenger RNA, 864 nt
Organism: Aspergillus alliaceus
Lineage: Eukaryota; Fungi; Ascomycota; Eurotiomycetes; Eurotiales; Aspergillaceae
Exons: 7
Coding region: 1-864 (287 amino acids)
Source: RefSeq, a predicted model, not a curated record